Molecule: messenger RNA, 426 nt
Organism: Dictyostelium purpureum
Lineage: Eukaryota; Evosea; Eumycetozoa; Dictyosteliales; Dictyosteliaceae
Exons: 1
Coding region: 1-426 (141 amino acids)
Source: RefSeq, a predicted model, not a curated record
AUGUCAAAUAACAAUAAUAAUAAUAAUAGUAAUAUUUUUAGUUCUAGUAAUACUUCUAUUGACUACAGCGUUGUUGCUUCUCCACCUUCUUCCUGGUCCCCAGUUUAUCACCCAAGUUCCAAAGAUGUCUUAAGCAAUAGUAGCCAAAACAACAACAACAAUAGCUAUGCCAAUAUGAUGAUAGAAUCUUACGAAUCCUCUUUAGUUCCAAAUAUCUGCCCAGAUGCUCCAAACAACUACACCUCUUAUUUAAUUGGUUUAUAUCAUCAUAACUCGUUUGAAGGCAAAGAACAAGACUCUAUGUUAUGUUCCUCACCAAAUGAUAAUGACGCCGAUAUAAACAAUUAUGGCUCAAUGUUCGAAUUAAUCAAAAAUAGCCCACUCAACCUCUCUCAUUGUGGUGCUCAAACUGUUCCGUCCCUUUAA